AUGCGUUCUUCAUUAUUUGCAGGACUGGUUGGUGUGUCUGCUGUUGGCGCUGUCAAGCCUUUGGUGGAUGUCAGUUACUCCAAGUACCAGGGUGUUCCGCUUGGUAAUGGCAUCACUCAGUGGAUGGGUGUGCGCUAUGCUGCCCCUCCGGUUGGCGACUUGAGAUUCGCGGCUCCUUCUGAUCCGGUCAAGAACAAGACUACCAUCAUUGCUGACACUUCUGGAAACAUCUGUCUGGGGACCGGCUCCGCACCCAGCAACACCUCAUCCGAGGAUUGUCUCUUUUUGAACGUCUUCGCACCCACAAAUGCCACUUCGGACAACCCUCUCCCCGUCUACUUCUUUAUCCAAGGCGGUGGCUUCAACACAAACUCGAACCCCAACUACAACGGCUCCGGUCUGAUCGAAGCCAGCAACCACAACAUUGUCGUUGUCAACUUCAACUACCGCGUUGGUCCUUACGGCUUCUUGGCUUCCAAUGAGAUUGUCACGGGCGGUGCCCCCAACAACGGUCUCAGAGAUCAGAUCAAGGCCCUGCAAUGGGUACAGAAGAACAUCAAGAAGUUCGGAGGUGAUCCCAAGCACGUUACUAUCGGGGGUGCAUCUGCAGGUGCCGCGUCCGUUACUCUGCUGCUCACUGCACACAACGGUCGCAAUGACAACCUCUUCCACGCUUCAGCCGCCGAAUCCCAGUCCUUCGCUGCUGUCCGCAGUAUCAACGAGUCUCAGUUCAUGUACGACAACCUGGUCAUCCGCACUGGCUGCACAAGCUCCAACGACACUUUGGCCUGUCUGCGCAGCCUGAACUCCACUUACCUCCAGACCAAAAACAUCAACACUCCCUUCCCCGGCGCAGAGGGCGCUCCCUUGUACAUGUAUGGCCCUACCCUCGAUGGCGACGUCGUCACCGAUCUCACCAUGGCUGCCUACCGCAAGGGAAACUUCAUCAAGCUGCCUGCCAUCUACGGCGACGACACAAACGAAGGCACUGUUUUCGUCCCCGUCAACACUUCCUCCCAGGGCGAAAGCAACACGUUCCUCAAAAAUCAGUUUCCGCUGUUGACGCUCAGCCAAAUCAAGAAGAUCAACAAACUGUACCCCAAUAAUGCAAGCAACCAGUUCCCUAACUCGGGCGCUUGGUGGAGACAAGCUAGUGAUCAGUACGGAGAGUUGCGCUACAACUGCCCCGGCAUCAAUAUCUCGGAUAUCUACGCCGCGACCUUCAACCGCAAGGACAUCUACAACUACCACUGGGAUGUCGUUGACCCCGUUGCUGCAGCCGCCGGCCGCGGAGUCACUCACACUGUUGAGAUUGCCGCUAUCUGGGGCCCUAACAACACUCAAGGCAAUGCUCCUGCUUCCUACAGCACUACCAAUGCCAACAUUGUUCCUGUCACCCAAGCAUACUGGACUAGUUUCAUCAGAAGCUACAACCCCAACACUUACAGACUCAAGGGGUCUCCCAUCUGGGAAGCAUGGACUCAAGGACAGAAGCAGAGGUUGCAUUUUGUCACUAAUGCUACAGCUAUGGAGAAUGUGGAUGCUGUGCAGAAGGAGAGAUGUGCUUAUCUCAGCAGCAUUGCUCUCGACAUCAAGCAGUAG
Molecule: messenger RNA, 1602 nt
Organism: Aureobasidium namibiae CBS 147.97
Lineage: Eukaryota; Fungi; Ascomycota; Dothideomycetes; Dothideales; Saccotheciaceae
Product: alpha/beta-hydrolase
Exons: 2
Coding region: 1-1602 (533 amino acids)
Source: RefSeq, a predicted model, not a curated record